Molecule: messenger RNA, 1389 nt
Organism: Haliaeetus leucocephalus (bald eagle)
Lineage: Eukaryota; Metazoa; Chordata; Aves; Accipitriformes; Accipitridae
Gene: HSD17B7
Product: hydroxysteroid (17-beta) dehydrogenase 7
Exons: 8
Coding region: 1-765 (254 amino acids)
Biological process (GO): cholesterol biosynthetic process
Cellular component (GO): endoplasmic reticulum membrane
Molecular function (GO): 3-beta-hydroxysteroid 3-dehydrogenase (NADP+) activity; 5-alpha-androstane-3-beta,17-beta-diol dehydrogenase (NADP+) activity; estradiol 17-beta-dehydrogenase [NAD(P)+] activity
Source: RefSeq, a predicted model, not a curated record
AUGGGGUUUCAGCGCCUGGAUUUUGUCUACCUCAACGCCGGGAUCAUGCCUAACCCACACGUGAACUUCAAGGCGCUCUGGCACGGUCUCCUUACCGGGAAGGUGCUUCACAUGCUGACCACUGCAGAAGGCAUAAUGACCCAGACGGACAGGCUUAAUGGAGAUGGACUGCAGGAGGUGUUUGCUACCAACCUCUUCGGACACUUUAUCCUGGUUCGUCAACUUGAGUGUCUACUCUGCGGUAACGAAAAGCCCUCACGACUCAUCUGGACCUCUUCCAGCAAUGCCAGGGAGUCUGCCUUCAGCCUUUCUGACUAUCAACAUGCCAAGGGACGGGAAUCAUACAGUUCCUCCAAAUAUGCUACUGACCUGACAAGUGUGGUUCUGAACAGGAAAUUUAAUAAGCAGGGUCUGUAUUCCAGCGUUGUUUGUCCUGGUCUUGUUAUGUCUAACAUGACCUACAGAAUUUUGCCCGUUUUUCUCUGGAAGCUGCUAAUGCCCAUCAUGUGGUUGAUCCGUUUUUUUGCCAAAACUUACACUCUGACACCGUAUAAUGGAGCAGAAGCUCAUGUGUGGCUGUUCAAACAGAAGCCUGAGCACCUGGAUGCACUUGUCAAAUACCACAGCUGUACUUCUGGACUGGGGAAGAGCUAUGUGGAGCCCAGAAAGCUUGAUGUGGACGAAGAAACUGCUGAGAAGUUUUACCAAAAGCUGUUGGAACUGGAGAAGGAGACUCUAGAGAGAUACAGCGAUCUCCUAGAUUAAGGAAAGCCAGUCUCAGUGGGAUAACAGUCUCAUAUCAGUAACAUGGGCUUUCUUCAUUCAGGUGCUACUUGUGUUGCCUGCUGUUCUGCAGGCACAUGGCUUCAGACCCUAUCUUCCUUCUUGACAGAAGGUGACCGGUUCCUGAAAAUGGAAAUGUAAAAACUGAAGAGAAAUACUUAGACUUUUUGGCAUGGGAUUUUUUUUUUCUGGCAUAAAACUGGAGGCCUAGGGUAGGUGGAGACUGCCUUAACACGGUUGCAAAGCAGUGUCUUCCAAAAGCAUGACUGAACUGUGCACAGUUCAGGAACAGCCUCAAAAUGUGUAGUUUAAAUCUGGCUUAGUGCAGGAAAGGCAACAGUCUGGGGUGCUGCCCUGCGUCUUGGCUCUACCAGUCUUUCUAGAUGGCUCGAAUGCAUUACCUGUGGCUGAUCCUGAAAUACUUGAAGGUUCAUCUUCAGAAAGGCUGCUCUUAACACUCGUACACCAAAGCUGGGACCAGCUUUCCAGAUGUGCUCAACAAGAUUGAACCUUACUGGAAGUCAGGUUCCGCACAGUGUCCGAAGCCCAGUUCCUGAAGAGCUGGCCUGAGAAGCGCACCCCUUGCCUCAACUGUGAGGACAGAUG